AAUCUCACUCCAAAUUGAACACUCAAUCCAUGGCUUCCGCAUCUCUCUUUCAGUCUCUCCCUUUCCCUCUCCAAAACUCUAAUCGGGCCUCUCCCAAGCCCCCGGCCCACUUCGUUAUCCGAGCCCAGUCCCUCAACACUCAGAACAACCCACCCGCCGCCGCCAAGCAGCGCCGCCCCGCGGAUGAGAACAUCCGCGACGAGGCCCGGCGCGUGAAUGCGCCGCACGACCACCACCUCUUCUCCGCCAAGUACGUGCCCUUCAACGCCGACCCCUCCUCGUCGGAGUCCUACUCCCUCGAUGAGAUCGUGUACCGGUCCCAGUCCGGCGGCCUCCUCGACGUCCAGCACGACAUGGCCGCCCUCAAGCGCUUCGACGGCGAGUACUGGCGCAACCUCUUCGACUCCCGCGUCGGCAAGACCACCUGGCCCUACGGCUCCGGCGUCUGGAGCAAGAAGGAGUGGGUCCUCCCCGAGAUCCACGACGACGACAUCAUCUCCGCCUUCGAGGGAAACUCCAACCUCUUCUGGGCCGAGCGUUUCGGCAAAAAGUUUCUCGGCAUGAACGACUUGUGGGUCAAACACUGCGGAAUAAGCCACACCGGGAGUUUCAAGGAUCUCGGCAUGACCGUUCUCGUAAGCCAGGUCAAUCGCCUGAGGAAAAUGAACCGCCCCAUCGUCGGUGUCGGUUGCGCUUCCACCGGCGACACCUCUGCAGCGCUGUCCGCGUAUUGCGCUUCCGCAGGGAUUCCUUCCAUCGUCUUUUUGCCUUCUAAUAGAAUCUCUCUUGCGCAGCUUGUUCAGCCCAUUGCCAAUGGCGCCUUUGUGUUGAGCAUCGACACUGAUUUCGAUGGCUGCAUGCAGUUGAUUCGAGAAGUCACUGCUGAGUUACCCAUCUAUUUGGCGAACUCCCUCAACAGUUUGAGGCUCGAGGGGCAGAAAACUGCUGCCAUUGAGAUUCUGCAACAGUUUGAUUGGCAGGUUCCUGAUUGGGUGAUUGUUCCUGGUGGCAAUCUCGGCAACAUUUAUGCCUUUUACAAAGGGUUUAAGAUGUGCCAAGAGCUUGGACUUGUGGACAAGAUCCCAAGGCUUGUUUGUGCUCAGGCUGCAAAUGCAGAUCCUUUGUAUCGGUACUUUAAGUCUGGGUGGAAGGAGUUUAAGCCUGUGAUACCCACCACCACCUUUGCCUCUGCCAUUCAGAUUGGUGACCCUGUUUCCAUUGAUAGAGCUGUUCAUGCCAUUAAGAGUUGUGAUGGGAUUGUGGAGGAGGCGACGGAGGAGGAGCUGAUGGAUGCCACGGCGAAGGCGGAUAAAACCGGCAUGUUUAUCUGCCCCCACACUGGGGUUGCUUUGACGGCAUUGUUCAAGCUCAAGAACAGUGGGGUUAUCAAAGCCACUGAUAGGACUGUGGUUGUUAGCACUGCUCAUGGCUUGAAGUUCACUCAGUCCAAGAUUGAUUACCAUUCUAAGAACAUCAAGGACAUGGCUUGCACCUAUGCUAACCCACCCAAGGAAGUGAAGGCUGAUUUUGGGUCUGUUAUGGAUGUUUUGAAGACGUAUUUGCAGAGUAAGGCUCAUUAGGUAGGUUUUCCAAGUUUUGCUUACUCAUUACUAUUUGUUUACUUUUAGGCACUACUGAAUUGUCUUUUUCUAUAGGUCUGAGUGUUGUAAUAAUUUGCUUUAUUAUUAUGCUUUCUGGCAUGUUAGGGUUUUUGUUGUAGAUUUUUCUUGGUUGAGUCAUCGUAGAAAAAUGAAUUGGUAAUUGGUACGAGGAGGAAUGCGUAUUGUUGUCUUCUUAGAAGCCAUCUCCUCAAAGAAAAUAAUCCCAAAUGAUAUAAUUAGAACAUUUUUCUUUCAUGAUAUGUUAUUGGCAUCAAGCUAUGUUGGGUAAUGGGAAGUCACUGUUCAAUGAGAGAAGAAAUUGUUGGAAGGGGCUGCAUUGUUGGACUAAGCAUACAUGUUAUAUUGAAAUGGUAGUCAAUUUAGAUACUUCAUCUUACGCUUUCUUCUAAAGAUGAGUUUUCCUUAGUCAUUUAGUAUAAUAUUUUAUAGUAUGAAAUUUGACUUUUAAACGCCUUCAACUGUAUUUGCUUUAUUAGAAAAGUUGAAUGAAAUGUGGUGUGUUGGAUUGGA
Messenger RNA from Vigna unguiculata (cowpea), 2132 nucleotides. Its product is annotated as threonine synthase, chloroplastic-like. Gene Ontology annotation, molecular function: pyridoxal phosphate binding. Lineage: Eukaryota; Viridiplantae; Streptophyta; Magnoliopsida; Fabales; Fabaceae. The record is from RefSeq and is a predicted model, not a curated record. Gene Ontology annotation, biological process: amino acid metabolic process.